Molecule: messenger RNA, 1644 nt
Organism: Dichotomopilus funicola
Lineage: Eukaryota; Fungi; Ascomycota; Sordariomycetes; Sordariales; Chaetomiaceae
Product: chaperonin Cpn60/TCP-1 family
Exons: 4
Coding region: 1-1644 (547 amino acids)
Biological process (GO): protein folding
Cellular component (GO): chaperonin-containing T-complex
Molecular function (GO): ATP binding; ATP hydrolysis activity; ATP-dependent protein folding chaperone
Source: RefSeq, a predicted model, not a curated record
AUGUCACUAAAUAUCCCCAAUGCGCCCAACGCGGGCUUGUUCAAGCAGGGCUACAACAACUACGAUUCCGAAGAUGGUGCUGUCCUGCGCAACAUCGACGCCUGCCGGGCCAUCUCGUCGACCGUCCAAACGUCGCUGGGCCCCUACGGCCGCAACAAGAUCGUCAUCAACCACCUGCAAAAGAUGAUCCUCACCUCCGACGCUGCCACGAUCCUCCGCGAACUUGAUGUUGUACACCCCGCCGCCAAGUUGCUGGUCAUGGCCAGCCAACAGCAAGAGUCCGAGAUGGGCGAUGCCACAAACCUCGUCAUCGUCCUAGCCGGCGAGCUGCUCAAGAAGGCCGAGGACCUGCUGCGCAUGGGGCUAAAGGCGUCGGAUAUCGUCACGGGAUACGAGCGGGCACAAAAGAUCGCCCUUGAGACGCUCGAGGAGCUCGAGGUCGACAAGGUGGAGGAUCUGCGGUCGCAGGAGCAGCUCAGCAAGGCCGUACGGACAGUCAUCGCGAGCAAGCAGAAUGGUAACGAGGAGUUUCUCUCGAAACUCGUCGCCGAGGCUGUCCUCUCGGUGCUGCCCAAGAACCCGGCCAACUUCAACGUCGACAACGUGCGUGUGGUCAAGAUCCUGGGCGGGAGCCUCGAGCAGAGCCGGGUCGUGCGCGGCAUGGUGUUCCCCAAGGAGCCCAAUGGGUCGGUCAAGAAGGCGAAGAAGGCCAAGGUCGGUGUCUUCACCUGCCCCAUCGACAUCACCCAGACCGAGACCAAGGGCACCGUGCUCCUGCACAACGCCCAGGAGAUGCUCGACUUCACCAAGGGCGAGGAGGAGCGCCUCGAGGCCGCCAUCAAGGAGCUACACGACGUCGGCCUCCGCGUCGUCGUCGCCGGGUCCACCGUCGGCGACCUAGCCAUGCACUACCUCAACCGCUACGGCAUCCUGACCAUCAAGAUCCUCAGCAAGUUCGAGCUGCGCCGCGUGUGCCGCGUCGUCGGCGCUACCCCGCUGGCCCGCCUCGGCGCCCCGAUGCCCGACGAGAUGGGCAACAUCGACGUGGUCGAGACGGAGGAGAUCGGCGGCGACCGCGUGACUGUCUUCCGCCAGGAGGACGAGGCCACGCGGACCGCAACGCUGGUCCUCCGCGGUGCCACCCAGAACCACCUCGACGACAUCGAGCGCGCUGUCGACGACGGUGUCAACGUCAUCAAGGCCAUCACCAAGGACCCCCGCCUGGUCCCCGGUGCCGGCGCCACAGAGGUUGAGCUGGUUGAGAGGAUACAGGCCAUCGGUGACAAGACCCAGGGCCUGGCGCAGUACUCUAUCAAGAAGUUUGGCGAGGCCUUUGAGGUUGUCCCGCGGACGCUGGCUGAGAGCGCUGGGUUGGACGCCACCGAGGUGCUCAGCCGGUUGUACGCCGCUCAUCAGAAAUCGGACAGCUGGUCCACGGGUGUCGACAUCGAGAACCAGGACAACUCAGGGACGCUUGACGCCGAGGACGAAGGUAUCCUCGACCUGCUCGUGAGCAAGCAGUGGGCCAUCAAGCUGGCCACCGAAGCCGCCCGGACAGUCCUGUCCGUCGACCAGAUCAUUGUUGCCCGCCAAGCCGGCGGGCCGAAGCCGCCUGGACCUAACCCGAACUGGGACGAGGACUGA